AAACAAAAUACACGUUAAUACCAAGUAACGGAAGUUGGCGAUAUUGGUUACACCAUUGAAAACUGGAAAACAAGAUAUGUUUUAAAACCAAUUGAGAUAACCGGCGAGUUCAUUCUAAAAUUAGACCUUCCCUAACAAUAAGUAGGUUUCAAAAGGAAUAGAACCGAUAAAUAUGAGAGAGUUAUAUGGAAUGUCUAACAUUUUGCGCUGGCGCUAGUAAUUCACCGUCAGGAUAUCUACCGAGACAGAUGAUGUCUUACGAUUUAGAAGGUUUUCGGUCCGUUGAAAACGAUAUGUCGUGAAAAACUUUUACUGAUUAAGAAAAGGAUCCGAUUUACUCCAUCUUAACCUAAUCGAGAGGGCGGCAUGAUAUAGCCAAACUUACGAUUUCCGCGCGAUUCUUAUAGCUAUACACAUAUUCAUCUGACAGUCUUUUCUUUCUUAUGGGGCAUUGCGAAUCUAUCAAUUAUUGAGAGCGCAUGCGAAUUGUUUGCCAUUACGCCUAUUGAAAUGUACUUCCAAUAGAUUAAGCAAUGUGGUGCAGAUUUAUUUGAGUGUUUACCUUAGUCAAUUGGUGAGCAGCUGGAUUUAAGCAUUUUGAAACGAUCUUAAUAUAAUCCUUGUAAACUAGAAAUGUGCAUAAAAGAUUUACUGCUAUGUCGGUUCUCCACUGUAAAGUUUUUCAGACAGGAAGGUUCCGCUCAAUAUAGACAAUAAAAAUACGUAGACAAAAGCGUUACCACCUGCUGACUGGCAAUUCACUGAAGUUUAUAUAGGAACAAAACAUCUAUAUCAUAUAAUAAUCACUGUUACGUCAUAACAUAUUCCACUAAAUCUAAAAAAUUAUAUUUCGCAAUAUAUUCCCUGUUGUCUUCUUGUUUAUUCAUAUGUUUGGCCGGUUCGGUCGCGGCGAAGAAUCGCUUUGUUUCCAAAAAAUUGUUGAUACUACUUAUUACUAUUUAUUUUUUUUUUACAAGAACACGCACAGACUUAUGCUUGUCUACUUUUCCUGCAACAGUUCAAUAUCGCAUCACAACCCAUCGUCAUCAUAUACAGAAGUGCUCUCCGCUCACUAAACGAUUGCUACCGUCACUUCCAGCUGUGCCGAUUUCCUUUCGUGGUUAGUCGCCCGCCGUUCCUUGUCUUUGGAUUAUUAGGGAAGAUUAUCUUAUCGGCUUGCUACUGCUUGAUAUUGUAACAAUUCUACAAAGAGUAAAAUGGAUCGAUGAGCUGCGACCAACUGCGUCCUCCUUUUAACUAUUUGCUUACCCUUCCUCAAUUUGCCCUUAGUUACUCUUUAUCGAUUCUCACACUUCCUUUUUACCUCUCCGAUUGUCUCCAGCUCUGUGUUAUCCUCUGGUAAGCAUAAUUUUCUGUGCCUGAUCACACUUUACCAGCUCAACAUUGCCAUGACGAGCUGCAUUCUGUUUUCGUGCCGCCUCGCUGCAUUGUCAAGACUACUCACUUCCUGCACUCCCCUCUGUUCUAGCUGCUUCAGUUUGGGGUCCACUUCAACAGUAUUUUACGCCUAAUUGUGCUGCUUGCGUAUGAACCGAUAAAUCAAGCAGACCUAAGUAACGAAAAAAACUACUCAGGACAGUUGUGCUCCGCUGUCUAGCUCGCUUUUCCUGAGUGGCGAUCAACCCUUUCUUUGCCCCUUUUGCAUGAGUGACGUCGACUGACUAACUAACUGACUAGCUACACCGCGAUUCCAGUGUGAUUUGUUGCUGUUGGCGAUGAUGAUCGUGGCGGGUCUGGCUCUGUCUAAAUGGUACAUAGUUCGCUAGCUCGGAUAACGGUCGUCGUGCUGUUUUGCGACUUGCCACCCGCAACAACUUAUAUCGGCUUCAUGUUCUUUCUGCUUUGUUUGAUACGUCCGCUGUUGAGUCGAAGAAAUAACGUGUCAAUCCGAUAGUCGGUGGGCCGGGUACCUAUCGAUGUCGUUGACUGUUGAGGGCGACAAUAACCAUUGCGGCACUAGCACAAGCCAGUGCUAGCGGUAAAGAACCGAUGAUGCGACACCGCAGAUGUUGGCGGUUCCGGUAGUGACCUGCCGCGUUAGUAAGCGCAGCCGCGUUCUGCGUCCGAUCGUUUUGCUUUGCGUAACGUUAUACCGCGCAUGUAGCGUUGCGCUGGCGCCGUUACCGUUGCAGCUGUUCAUGUCGCUAUCAUGUGGCGCUGUGAAUGCACUUGCAACGUCUGCUCUUUUGCCGCCGUCGCCGCCGCAGAUACCGAUGCUGGUGCCGUUGUUACUCUUGUUGUCUGUGUCAAGCCUGAACACUGAUUCGAAGCGAAUUUCUUCUACGCACUACGGCUGCUACUACCGUUGUCAGCCCCACCAGCAGCGGCAAAACGAAUUAGAUGAAGCGGUACUGCUAGCUGUGGCAGGUGCUGCUAUUAUUAUCACUGCAGCUAACAUAUUGUUAUAGGACCGAACGGCGUAAACGUUCUGGCUUACCUGUUCUAGCUUUCUGCUCCUACAACAGUUUGUUGUUGUAACGGACCAAAAUGGACUUUUUUUUUUUUUACUUAUGCUUCAUUCCCGUUUCCAGUCUCAUAUCCCCUCGCUCCUGUUCUUCGCCAUCAUCGACCCUUUGCGUUGCAUUGACUGCACGUUUUAGUUCUUGCUUUUGCUUUCCGUCGUUGUGCGUCGCGUUUUCCUGAUUUACGUGCAGCUGUUGCCGACGCCGCGUUUGCCAGUUUGGUUUUGAUCGUUUACAUCAACAGCACUAACGUCAUCUUCAUCAACUACGUUGCGUCAGUGCUGCUUAAGUGUACCACUAACAAUAACAGAAGUGCUUGUAGCAUUAAAUCAACUACACUGACUGCACUGUAGUUGGUUUAAUAGUAAACGUUAUGGUAGUUAUCGUAACUAUCAUCAGCUAUACGUAUCAUCAGCUACAACUGCUAUCUAAUUUGCUUCGAUGUGGCACUUUUGAGACAUCAUCUCGUGCCGAAUAUACUUGGACCAAUUUGGAGCGUCUGCCUGCAGACGAUAGUUUGCACCUGGGCAUUUGGCGGCCGAGAUGAUGUUUGCCCGCACGACAAAGAUUUCUUCCCCUGUAUUAUUAUUUCUCUCUCUUUGUCAUCCAUUUAUCUUUAGUUUGCGACUUUUCACGUGUCUCUUCCCCUUCCACCGCUGCAUGGUUGUGGAUGCUUUCGUCCCAUAUUGGAGAAAUGGUAGAAAUGACGCAGAGGUUUGUUCUAUUCAGCAGCAAUUUUUUUCGCAUUGGACUGUUCAGCUACCGCCGAAGCGAAUCAUCGAACAACUCAGAUAAUAGCAUAAUAAGCAAUAUAAGUCGUCAUUGUAGUACCAAAAAGGCUCUCAAAAGACCAAAUGGACAACAUUUUUUACUGGACUUCUUCACACUUCAUCCAUGUAAAGCACCUUAUUCUAAUAUUACGUGCAUUUAUGAUAGAAAAUUAUUAUAACACCAUGGAACGAUAUGUAUUCACUUUUGUAGAAAUACAGUAGUUCAUUAUUGCGUUUCAUGUUUCACGUAGAGCACGUACAAACAUCUUUUAGAAAGCAGCAUGGCCGUAGGAUACCUUACGUUUACCUACCUAUUCUCAAGUCAACGAGCGGGAACAACUACGAAGUAAUUCGCUUGAACACAUUUUCAGAUGCCAUGCUGCCUAAAGCAUUUCAUUCUAGAUUGAUCGAGUCUCAAAUUUAGUCCACUCAGCUUCCUGUUAAAUUUCUGUAUUUCUUUGCAGUCAAUAAGCCGUAGUUCCCGGCAGUUUGCAUUUUGCGCACGAGUUGUUUCGUAACAAUACUCCUUAUUAUGUUGUUGUCAGCCAAGCCAAGUUCAGCUGUGCAGGCAACAGCCACCGACAUCCCUAUACUUCGCAGAGUUCGCAAAUGGUCCGACGAGACUUCUAAUGUGUCUUAUCACCGAAAAAAGAAAAAAAAUAAAAACAAACAGUAGCAGUAAUAAGACGAGCAACAAAACCGCUGUUUUAGCGGAAUGUGCUGCUGCCGCCAUUCGAAAGUUCAUUGUUCACGUUGUUAUUCAGGUAAUCAGCGGCGUUAAUGACUCGCCACCGUGACGCAUGCCCCUGUAUCUAUAAUACGAACUAUUGUCAGCAAGGCAAGGGCUCAACCAGUUGAGGGACGACGCCCAGACACAAAAUUCGAUGUGUAACGAAAUCACUGAAGUCUGUCGGUGAUCUCCAUUCAACUUAGAGCGUUAAGUAUCCUGGACUUACUGUGCGCUGACACCAGUAGCUCAUAUAACCUGCUAGGAGCCGUUCAGGCGUUAGGGAUGCGUCUAACAACGCGUUGAUUUGGGCGCCAUCAGGGCGCCGGGCGUAUUGCGCCCACAGGUGCCGUGAUAUUACAUUAUGUCAGUGGGUCAAAGACAGACGAGUCCUGUGGGGGGCCCUGGGCCUCGCGGACUCGCGUCGCCUGAAAGUGCCUUAGCUGCCGACCGGUUCGAGGCGUUCACCUCAGCUGGCACCUUCAAGCAGGUGUUGACCUGUUAUCGUCAGAUCUGCGACAUCCUGCAGCUAACACCAGCCCCAUUAAACCAGUUCUAUCCAAAGUUGAAGAACAAACUCAGGUCAUGGAAAGCCCAGGGACUUUGGAACAAGCUCGAUAAAAGGGCGAGCCAAAAGGAAUAUAGCAAGGGGCGAAGCUGCGAAAACACGAGAGUGUUGAUCAUCGGGGCUGGACCUGUCGGCCUUCGAUCGGCCAUCGAAGCUCAGUUGCUCGGCGCCAAGGUUGUGCUGGUCGAAAAACGAGACCGAUUCUCCCGUAAUAAUGUGCUCCACCUGUGGCCAUUCGUUAUUCAGGACCUUCGUAUGCUCGGAGCAAAAAAAUUCUUUGGGAAAUUUUGUGCAGGCAGUAUUGAUCACAUUUCAAUUCGACAGCUCCAGCUUAUCCUCCUCAAGGUGUGCCUCUUACUAGGUGUGGAAAUUCAUGAGAGUGUCACAUUUGAGGAUCUUAUUGAGCCGUGCGAGGAGGAUGGAGUCAAAACCGGGUGGAGAGCCCGGUUAACGCCUCAUGAUCAUGAAGCAUCACACUAUGAGUUCGACUUUCUCAUUUGCGCCGAUGGCAAGCGAAACACGAUUAAGGGCUUCGCGCGAAACGAGUUCCGUGGCAAAUUGGCCAUCGGGAUUACGGCAAACUUCAUUAAUCGGCAAACGCAAGAAGAGAAUAAAGUACCGGAAAUUAGUGGGGUAACGUUUAUCUUCAAUCAGAAGUUCUUCCGAGAUAUGCAAGCGGCUACGGCAAUCGACCUUGAGAACAUCGUCUAUUACAAAGACGACACACACUAUUUCGUCAUGACCGCGAAAAAGCAAUCGCUUAUCGAACGCGGAGUGAUCCUCACAGAUCAAAGUGAUGUUGCUAGUCUCCUUCGACCGGACAAUGUUAACCGAUCAGCAUUGCUGGAUUAUGCCAGUGACGCUGCUCGUUUCGCUACGAAGGACCAGCUUCCUCGGCUGGAGUUUGCUGUAAAUCAUUACGGUCAACCAGACGUGGCCAUGUUCGACUUCACGUCAAUGUACGCGUCCGAAAACGCAAGUCGAAUGGUUGAGCGACGCGGCAAGAAGCUCUUGCUGUGCCUUGUGGGUGACUCACUAUUAGAACCUUUUUGGCCAACGGGGUCUGGCUGUGCACGAGGUUUCCUUAGCGCCCUCGAUACCGGCUGGAUGCUGAAAGGCUGGGAGACGCAGCCGCCAGUCAAGGUGAUAGCCGAGCGUGAAUCAAUUUAUCGUCUUCUUAAUCAGACCUCUCCUGAAAAUCUCCAUAAAGAUGUUAACCAAUACACGAUCAACCCGGCAAGCCGAUACCUUAGUUUAGGCACAAGCAAGGUGCUACCGGGUGAGGUACAGCACCUCUGUGACCUCGAGACAAUAACGCUGGACAUCACCGAUAGCGAAAUGGAGCUGGCACUUAGCUCAAUGGCACGAAAGAGACUGCGAAAUCGUAGCAUAGUCAAUCCUGACAGCUUACAACUUUGGUGCGAAAAGCAGGUUUACCAGUAUAAUAUCUCUAUAGAGGACAUGACAACGAGUUGGAAGGAUGGAAGGGCACUCACGGCCAUUUUACAUCGUUACCGCCCUGAGUUGAUAGGCCAUCCAUCUGAAUUGGACGUGAGUCCGUCAUCCGCGGCAGGUAACUGCCAAAGAGUAUUCGAUCUGCUCGAACGUGAAUACGGGAUCCCGCCGGUAAUGACCGGUCAAGAUCUUGCCGCCAGUGAAAUACCUGAUAAGCUAACGAUGGUCAGCUAUUUGACCCAAGUAUAUGAAACCUUCCGUGGAGCGAUUCCUAGACCUCCCGGUCGCUCAGUGUAUAAGUUUGAUGACUUGCUCGAAGAACAAGAGAAUUCGCGGCCUGCAGCACCCAGAGCAGACCUUAGACAGGCCGUGGAAAAGUAUCGGCAUAGUGGCGGUUCGCAUGGCCCGUUACGGGAAGCGCGAUCAAGAUCACUCUAUGAUUCGCCUUUUAGCAGCGGCAAUCCCAAUGCAUUACCUGCUAAUCUUGCCACAGACGAGGGGUACUCACAUGAAGCGGCCAAACGAUCCAAGAUGACCGAACGAGCCUGGAGAGCGCGUACCCAUCUCGAGGCAAUGACUCGUGGUCAUGGAGGUGUUCGAGCUAAUGACGUGACGCCCGAGCUCGAACGUGUUGCCGACGUCAUGGACCGAAAGGCAUUCAACGCACGCAAAGAACGCUUGCAGGAGCAAUGGAAGUUUGACUCAACGGGUGCACGAAUCUAUGGUCCCCUUGAGUCGACAGAUGGGUUUCACCAACAGCCGCCGCCUCCACCCAAGGGAAUCCCUAGGAAGAGCUAUGCAUUAACGCAACGACCCUCAAUUCGUGAGCUUCAGCAGCAGCUGUUAGAUCUAGAAAAGGGCGUCAGUGCGGGAGGCAGCGCGAAGAAGACCGCUCCGCCAGGACACUAUGUAGGCAAAAUCGGCAAGGAUGAUUGGAACGUUCGUCAGCUUGAGGAACGACUUCGAGAACGCGAGAAAGGUCGCGCCGACAGCGGCAAGAAGAAAUCGCACGUCGAAAAGCCACAGGUAGAUUGGGCUUCGUUUCAUUCUACAGCUACUUCCGGUGCUCAGGAAGCGCUUCAGACCGCUGACAACAUUGAUGACCCCGAAAAGGAAGAGGAGGAGAAGGACGACGACGAUGAAGAAACUGUCGGAGCGAAUCGUGGGUCAAGUAGGGAAGCUGGGAAUAGACCCCCCAACGGUGUCGUUUUUGCGAGCACCCCUCUGAGGGCGGUCGCCGGCCAUGGCGCGAACGGAUCCGCCGCUACGUCAGACAAAAAUCAGGAGAAGAUGCGAAUGUUUGAGGAAGUAUUCCGUGAUAAACGUGCCCAAAUGGAAGGUCGACUACGCGGUGAAAAUCCUGAGAGGGCCAAAUACGGAGUCAUUGACGAGAAGCUUCAGCGGGUAGAAAGACAGCUUAAGGAUGGAGGAGUAAUCAUGGACGUGGGGGAACGCGGUCGCAAUAAAGUAGCUCAGUUGAAGAAUAUUCUUGACGUUAAGGCGCAACAGAACCGUCCCGCUCCUGUAACUUGUCUUAACCCACCUAAAGUGAACAAGUACCUAAGCAAGGACUACCUUGCAUAUAAGGAAAAAGAGACUACAAGCGGUUCGUCUUCGGGCGGGACGAGCGGUACCUUAAGUUGCGAGGACUUACCUGGCGUAUCAGCAGCUGAUCGGGACUGUCUCGACUAUCGUUCUGUGCGAGCGCCCGAAAUGAUGAGAUUAGAACUUGUCGCUCUUCGGGAUGCUCAGAACUUACCGGAGAGUCCGUACGCAGCCAGUAAAAACUCGUCACUGAGUCGCAACGAGCGGGCGCAUGUCGAGGAUACUGAACCAGUUGAAGUAAGCCACAAGGUUGAGGCAGGCACAAACAUCGCACCAGUGCCUGAGUCGUCUGACCUGUGCUAUUUCUGCGGACAGCGGGUGUAUCUUAUUGAUCGACUCAGUGCGGAGGGACACUUUUUCCAUCGUUCGUGUCUUCGUUGCGAAUAUUGCGACGAUAAUCUUCGUAUCGGCUCAUACGCAUAUGAUAGCUCGGGCGUAUGCCGUGGCAAAUUCUUCUGCGUGCAGCACUUCCGCAUGGAGAAGCCGUCAGCACGAUGGACGGCAAUGAUGCGACGGAAAGAGGCGUUUCUUCAGGAGGAACCGAGACCUGCACAAAUUCUACCAACGACGGAGGAGACACCAGGAGAUCGUUCCGUAGAACCAUCGACUGCAUUGCAAGACACGCAGACAGUACAGACAUUGGCACCGCAGCGAGUGACGCCCGAACAGGCGUUAAGGCACCAACCGGGAAUUAGCAACAGCCUUAUAGACAUAGAUCGUGAUCGAACACCAGAGCGCGCCGAGUUCGAAAACCUCGGCGACGCGUCCGAACUUAUGGAUCAGGACAACUUGCUCAACUCGGAGUUAGACGAAGAAGAAUUAACUCAGCGGAACCUCGGCGCCAUUGAAGUCCAAACCGAUGAUGACCUCGAACAGUUGAGCAGCGAUGACGAGGAUGAAGAUCAGGAAUUGAUGCUUCGUGCGGGUGCAGUGCAGGGUCUUGCGGCAGACGCUGAUGCAACCCGGCAUCUAGCCGAAACGUGGAGCAAAAAGCACAAUCAAAGCUGUUGUGAUAGCGAUGAGGAAGAGCUCACGGAUGAUACUACCGAUGAGGAAACCUCCACCGAAAAGGAUGAAGGCGCUACAACAGAUGACGUGGACAGUGAUUACGAAUACGCAUCGGAUUCGCAACAUCCUCAACAACAAAAUUCUCUGAUUGCAAACAACACGACGGCGGAGGAGCGCUCGAGCGUCCCCGACGAGAUCUCCGAUGGUACUGAAGUUGACUAUUCGACCAUUCGCCGAAAGAAACCCCAUGGAGCUGUGGUAACAGCGCCAGUAAGUACGAAGCAAGUUUCGCCUCUGGUUAUCGACAUAACCAAAAAUUCCUCGACGGGUCGAACUCCUGUGGACAAUACACCUACGGAAGAGGGUAUCGCAACCGCAAAAACCAAGGACAUACUUCAGACUCCUGGUGAAGAUCACGAUGCCGGAGAUGAGGGUGGUGGAGAUUCAAGCGAGGAUGGCCUUACAUUAAGUAUCACCGACAGCGAUGAUGACGAGGAUGAAAUGGAAGCAGAUGCAAACGCGGGAAAACCGCAUAACGUUACUCAACAUAAGGAAGUGCCAGAAAUCGUUGUUCUGGAAGAGGUCGCCUUGCAGGUUACUGGCGACGAUCGAUGGGGUGAAGAUAGCGCACGAGAGGCAUUGGGCGACGCCACAUCACCUCCGUGGGCAGUUGGUGAGCCUAUAACUUUAACCUCACCACCUGAAGAUGCCGCAAGCCCUGGUACCGCCGGAGGCAGUGUAUCAUUAACGGAGGUCAGCGAGUUCAGCUCGAAUGAGGCCAGCUCAGACGACAAUCGUGAACAUGAGCCAGAAAAGAUGGACACUGAUAUCGCAAAAGAUUCGACCAUUAAUAACGACAACCAAAAUGGUCAUAAAGAGAACGAGAUCGAUUCAGAUUGCUUCGGGACAGAGCCAGAUUUGACAAGGGGUACCCACGUAACAGCUAUCACUGCUUGUAGACAACAAACGCCCCAGCAGCCGCACUCACCGGCGACUAGUGUACUGCUAGAUUCAAGCAUUUGUCGCUCGGCUAAUCCUAGAGUCCCUCCAAGGGCAAGCUGUGACCAACAACCAGUAUCAAUAGCAAUGACGACAGCAGUAGUAACGUCGCCUUCAUAUAGAAAGCCAAUCUCAUCAGAAUAUCCUACCCCAGACGAGAUGAUGGAUGACGCGCAACAGCUUGAAGAAACGAGCGAGUCCAGUGCAACUAGUACCUUAGGUAGAAAAGCUGAGGAAGUCGAUGCUAGCGGUGCGAGCACAUGCGUCAGAGCCGCAACUGAGAUUAUGAACGAUGAAUCUUCUGCGGCUUGUCGCGAGCAAACAGACUUCGCUAGUAUGAUGACGCGAAGCGACUCGGCGAGCGACCGAGACCAGCUUAUGAUGAGCGUCCGCGAUGACGCCGAUGUCAACGUUGAUGGAGAUUGUGACGAAGCGUCGCUAUUGUCACCGACUUCGCCGCUGUCUCCCAGCGGGAAUAACGAUGCUAGUGGAGGCCCGUCGCCAGUGUCACCCGAAUACGAAUCGAUCUCGAAGUUGGAUGAUGAUUUUCCGGUGGUUCGGGUCGAGGGAUCGUUGUCGGUAAAUAACGGCAGCAUUGGUCAGAGUGGUACACUUGCACCGGUUGCUACCCUUGAGACGUCGGAUGAAGAGGACCUCACGCUGUCGGAGUGGGCGAAAGAGGGCUCAGAGCAUGGGAGUGCUUUGGAGGACCUGCAUAUAACAUCACAUCAGAUUCCGCUCGGCCGUCAGUUACUGUCGCAAACGCAACCACAACAACAACAACAGCCACCUGCUCGCCUGCAAAAAGGCUACACAUUUCACUUGAGCGGACGACGUGAUGACGCGCUGCCAGCACAGAGGCCUAACCGACUCGAAAAACUAGAAAAUAGUAAAAAUUCGGAGAAUAUUGGUAAUAUCACACCUACAAACUCAACUGAUAGACUUAAUUUGGUCCACCAGCAACAAAAUAAUGAAACUCAACAGCAGCAGCAACAGCCAAUCCGGAUCAGCAGCAACUUACGACCUGGCGGAAAAUUGUUGGGCUCUAAUCAGACAACCGUGCUAUCAGGCCCAGCAAGCGUGACAGGCCAAGGUACGGGCAUUCUCGACAAUUACAGGACGUUGCCAUUUAAAACGCAUGCUUCGCUUCUAGGUAAUCCGCUUGAGCGUUCGUCAAGCGCUAAUCGCAUUGAUGAAGCGGCUAAGGCGGCGUCCACCAAAAACGCGAAAAUUUCUCCACUGCCAAAAUUCACCGGGUACGGCGGCCGGUUUGCAGAAAAGAUUUGUCGGCCCACCGAGUCGGACUCGAUCUAUUUAAAAACGUUAAAUAUUAAGUUAAAGAACUUCGAGUUCCCGUCGAUUCGUUCUGCGAAUUCUUCGCAGAAGGGUUCACAAGACGACCUGCUCUCUGACGAUGACGAGGCAUUUCGCACGACCGCCGGCACCGAACUGCAAAAGUCGGCGACUUCGCCAAGUGUGCUCGAUCACAACAAAAAUCUGCAUACAGCCGUGGCUCACGCGACUUCCACAGGACCUCAUGGUCGCGAGUGUGACCAUCUUAUUAAUGCUGUAAAUACUACCCACCGGGAGCAACAACCAAACCGGCGGGCGACGUCGCCCGGCCGCCUUUCGCAGGUAUCACAAUCGUCGGUAUUGGCCCGCGACCCUGUCGCAGCAUUAACACAGCUGAAGGCCGUCAACGAAGCAAGCAUCUAUGAAAACGUGAACAACCUGCCAUAUUUUGACGAUCGCAUCAGUUUGGCAGGUUUUAAGGUAAACAGUGGGGCAAAUGCAGCAGUUGGAGCAGCGGCAGGUGAAGGGACGUCUGAAGUUGGCGGUGAUAUGCCGCCGCCACCGCCACCACCAUUGGUGCCAGCACCUGGCAACGAUUAUUCAGUGUUUGCUACGCCCGACUCGAAAGGUCGAGAGCAAUGGCGGUUCAGGACAGGAAGCGUGUCCUCGCUGUGCAGUAUUGAUCGCGAACGUGCAAGGCAGGAAGCAAGAGAACGGGCCAAGCUUAAAUCGGAUGCCGAACUGGGCAUCAGUCCGCCUUCAGCCUGUGUUAGACGGCACCGUGAUCGAUUAGUCAGCGAAGAUGGCGCCUGGGACCCAACGGUAAUGACGACACAGGGAGCAGUUGGAGCUACACCGAUAGCUCGACACGCUGCAACUGGCGUCCAUCCGCCACUUAGGCCCCAGUCCGAGUACCUCGAGCGUGCACCCGACCCCGAGAUGUUAUCAGCUUUUCAGCCUUUACAACAGGCGAAGGCAAGGAUAAAAGUGGUGCAGCCAAGUCCGUCGGCGACUGUGUCGACAACCAAAUCAACUUCGCUGCCGGCAGCCGCUGGUGAUUCCACACGAAAGGUAUCCUCCUCAGCGCCAGCCACAAAAGCCCAAAAGACACCUGAAGCGUCCGCCAAAAAGAGGUUGUUUUCGAGCGGCGAAAGCAGCCCUUCAAGCAAGACGGGCGCCUCCGAUGUGCGGCAAUCGAGGCCUAAUUCGGCAGGUCAUAAGGCACGGAAUGCGCUGUUCUCGUUUCUGACGUUCGGCAGUAAGAGUAGCGCAAGUUCCGCUAAUUCGACCGGCCACCGCGAUAGCAACGGCGGAAAUAUUAACGGCCAAAACCAUCAGCAAGCAUCAGGCCGUAAAGACAAACAAGACAAGGGUGAACUUCUAGCGAAAAGCCCUUCAGGCAAGGUGACGAUAUCGGCCAAACUUAAAAUGCUCUCACCAAAGGCACAGGGCAAAACACCACGAGGCUCUCUUGCAUCGGUUGACAGUCAAGGCGGUGAUCGUGAAGAGGAUCACCAUGCCAAAACCAGUAGCAAGUUUAGCAAGGAUGUCCAAGACAAAAAGCGGAACCUGAGCCAGGACAGCUUGCGGUCAACAGGACAUGCAGGCCCAUGCACGCCAAACAGUGCUACAGCGUCCAGCGGAGUCCGUAGCGCGGGCAGCUUUUCGGUUGUCACCGAGCUCGGUUUAGUCGGUUCGGUGGGGUCCGGUUUGGGACUGUGCGAGUCGCGGUUAGGCAGCGUUGGCAUGAGCACUCUCAUAUCGGGAACUGAUUUGCUGCUUAGCGGAAGUGAGAGCGACAAUGAUAAUGAGCCGUUUCCCGAUGUUCAGGACAUUCUGAGCGACCGGCGAGUAGAGGCCACCGAUAAGGACAAAGCUGAAAGAUUCCAGCAGCGUGUAUACAAACAGCAGGAGCUAAAAAGGGCGCGAUGCGCUCAGGAAAUUCAGCGGAAACUGGCCGAAAUCGAAGUGGAGCGUGCCGGGAUUGAGGCGCGAGGGGUCGACGUAGAGAAAGAACUGCGUCGUCUAGGUCAGGCUCCGGCAGCUCAUCUAACAAAUAUAACAGCGGACAAGGAACGAUUAACACAAGAACUGUUCGAACUUCUCCGACAAAAGAAUAAGCUUAAUCGACGUGAACAGGAGCUGCUUAUCCGGGCCAAGGAUCUAGAGUUGGAAAACCGGCACGCGAAGUUACAAAAGGAAAUGCGAGAACGAAUGGCCAUUGAUGACUCGAAGAAAACCCCGCAAGACGUGGGUGAGGAGCGCGCGAUUCUCCGAGAGAUGUUGGAAAUUCUUGAAAAACGUGACAAACUUGUUGUACUACACGAUCAGCUAGAACUCAAAGAACGUCGGGAAGAACGCGAGAUUGAAAAUCGUAUAAAAGCAGCGCACGCGGCACACGCAGACGCAGCUGCAGCGGCAAAUGUAGAUGUUAGCGCUCAACAAUUUAUACACAUCCCUGGGCUUACCAGUGAUACGUCCCACGUCUGACUUGUUCAAGCCUCCAUCGACAGUGCGUUGCUGAUGGGGUCCUAUCAUAUAUGAAUAAUAACAACAACAACAAUCAUAACGUGCAACAACGUUGAAACAGUAAUUACAAAUCUGUGGUAGAUUUUUGUUGCUGUGCGGUUGGCAGUCAUUAGCUUUUCGACAGACGCAGCAAAUAAGAAGGUUGGCAUUGAAUGAAGGGUAUCAAAAUGUCUAAAGUGGCGGCCGUCUGCUGCUUCUAUGGGUAAAGGGCUUUUAUUGACGGUUUUGUAUUUACUUAUUUUUAUCGGAUGACACUACAGCUGGUCCGUUACAGACGCUAUAAAAGACCCGCAACAGGAAAUACCGGAACUUAUUUGUCGUGGUAGUUGACGCUACACGUAUUGCGUUACUGCUAAUACUUUCAGAUCAAAUGCGUCCGACCUUCAACGAUUACUGAGAGCUUAGGUUGUGCUAUAUCCGCGCUAGCCAUUUUACAAAUGUACGAAAAGGUAGCAGCUGGAGCCACGAAAGUGGCCAACAGAGAAAAAAAUGAGGGUAGCAGCGAUCAAGUCAAUGGUGAAAGCAGACAUAGACACACACAUACACGUCACUCAACCGACAGAAGACACACCAGAAUGAAGUCAAAGGUUUGACCAUUUACCGCCCAUUCCUAAGUGACUCAAGAGUCGAACAGAGAUCACCAAAUCAAUUCUAUCGCUGAUCGAUCAGUACGCACUGCAGGAACUUUUGAACGAUUGUAUGGUCGAUACCAGCCUCUAACCCCUGAGUUGGUCUGAAGAAGAACCGAAAUGAGAGCUGAGGGGAAUUGACAUGCAUAAGCAUACGAAUAUUCACUCUGAAUUCAUCGGUCUCGUAAGCAAGUAACAGCCAAACGCAGCAUUUGCCGAGUGUUACAUACUUCUUCGAUAGAUACACUUAACUUAAACUUACUACAUUAUAUAGCGAAAGCAUGCCUGAAAUAGUAAACAGAAGGAUGCUAUGUGGCAGGAAUAAUGAUAGUAACAACGUUUUGGUCACAAUAAGACACAUAACAACUGCAGACUAUUACGAUGAUGAGAAGAGCGUAAAAAAAAAAAUAUAUAUAUAUAUAUAUAUAUAUAUAUAUAUAUAUAUAGGCAAAUGUAAAAAUAAUGAUGUUAUUGCAUGAAAACGAAGAAGCUGCACAAGGCUUGAUCGAACCGAGCAAAUAGGGAUGGAGCGUUAAGCCACUGUUCUGUGCCAGCUACCGAUUCAGCCCGUCCGUUUAACGAUAAGUAACAUCAACUAUAGCCAAUCAUCUAAGGAACUGACCAGUCAACUAAUCAAUGAAAAUAUAUAUACAAUUAAAGAUAUCUGAGGCAUAAUAGUCGAUUAUGGAAACAAUUACAUUUAUAUUUACAUUGGAUAGAUACGGAAUCGCUGCUUUCUGUCCAUGUCUACCACUAUGGUAACUAGGCCGCAUGUGAGAAACACUACGUUAUAGCUAAGACAAAAAAUAAUAAAAGACAAAAAAAAGAUGUUAUAGCAACAUACAUUUGAAGUAAUAACGGAAAUCCUUAUUGACGAUAAAACCAGGGGUAAGCAGAGGCUACGUUUUGACAAUGAUCUUAUUCAAAAGAAGACAAGCGUAAUUAGCGCCGCCAUGUACGUCAUUCUAACGAACUGAUGGUGGGUGGUUGUUAUUAAUUUGCUACGGAUCAACGGGACAAAUCGUUACGACUAAUCGCAGAUGUUAAUUAUUUCACCAUGAAAAUUUGAGUGAAUUUGGAUGAUUCUUCAAUGGCUUAAGGUUAUUAAUUGAAGCUGAUAAAACCAACGUAAUUUUGUAGAGACAAGCUAUAACGUUCUGCAUGUAUGUUUUACUUAACCAUUGGGCUUUAAAGCUGGCUGAAUUUCUAUUGGGACUGCUUGCCAUCUGGCGCAUUGUUUACUUUUUGUUUGAAUUAGAUCAUGUCAUCGAAAAACCAGCAUACUUUUCGACUCUGCCUAUUCUGGAAUUUCGUCGCCGUUAGGAAAUAUGCAGCUCGGAUAAGCGAGGCAUCCUCAUCCCCAUAAUCAAGGGACCGGUUUGUUGUCCUAAGUCUAGAGGAAAGGAAAGCUACAGGAUCUCUUGUCGUAAGCGAAGUUACCCUUUCCCUAAGAGCUAACAAUGACUUUAAUCAAGUAAAAGCUGAAACAACAAAAUUACCUUUCGGCCGAUCAAUUACAUACAGACUCUUCCUUACGGGAACAUUAACAUAUAUAUAUAUAUACUAGGUAAAUAUUUACAAACUAUCCUACACGCGAUAAGAACAAUAUUAGUUAAAACGCGAGUAUUUUUUUAUUAUUUGUGUUCAUUGUAUCGCUCAAUUGCGCCUGAGAUGACUAGUGCUACCUAAUGGCAAAACGGAAACUUUGUGCUCUUACAGACGUAGCUAAUACACAAUAUAUAGCACUAGAUAAUGAUGAUUAAGAUCCUAUGGUACCCGUAGCAGUAUGAGGAAUUAAGCAAAAAUAAUAAUAAUCAAUUUAUAUACCUAGCUGUGGCUAAACGAAAUGCUAAAGUAGAGCUAGAACAAGCUGUGUCACCUUCGACCGAAUCAGCUGAAGUCUGUUGAAACCCACUGGGUCAUGGUAAAUGACUGACCACCGAUAUCAGCAUAACCACAGAAUCUAUACAAUAUUCGUCGCUGCUGCGUGUUACAGUUGAUGCAUACCAUUUACCUUGUGCAUUUCCGUACGUCACCUCUCGCGUUUUGCUACCAUUUGUGCUACUCGAAUAUAUUAAAUAAACUGAGAUGUUCCGGUGAAUUGUAUGAAACAGCGUCGUCCAUAGCGCUGACAGUGAAGAAGGGGAAAAGCGGAUGCUUAACAACAACAACAACCAAUACUGCUAUGAUAUUAACGGUAUAACGGUAUUGAAGACAAAACUUACUGUUAUACUAUUCAUAACGAAGAUAUGAAGACAGCGGACGAUUUUAGCCAUUCUACAACAUUGUUUUAAUUACAACUGUUACUGCUGCUGAUGUGGCGGCCGCUGCUGCUUCAAAUGUAUACGGUUAUCGGUGAUUAUGUUUGGCUACUAAAACUAAUCAUGUUUUUGUAAUUUACCGUUACGGGAAGGUCCAAAAGAGGUCGCUGUAUAUCAAAUAAGACAUGAGAUAUUGUUUCGACGCUGAAACGAACAAUAUUGAAAAACAGAGGGCGAAAAAAGACGUUUGCGAGUUGUGCUGGUAUUAUUGACUUCUCGAUUGAACCACUUUUGCUGGUUAUGAUAAGUGACUUUUCCCGACCAAUCCUGAGCUGCGCUUUCGAACCUAUCGAUGUCAUCAGUAGGAUCAUAGAUUGUUGCGUUAGUGAGGUGUUCUUGUAGGUGAUUUGUGUUCUACGAAUCAACCGAGAAACAUUCAGUCUGUGAGGCUCAAGUAGUAAGCAACGAGCUCGUUGAGUUCAACGUUGAACAAUCGUUCAACCAGUGAACUUUGGGAGAAGCGGGAACUCACUUUUACAUUCAUUGCUUUUAUAUA
This is a messenger RNA of Varroa destructor (honeybee mite), 16883 nucleotides long. It is a transcript of the gene Mical, whose product is annotated as Molecule interacting with CasL. NCBI's taxonomy places the organism in Eukaryota, Metazoa, Arthropoda, Arachnida, Mesostigmata, Varroidae. Gene Ontology annotation, molecular function: protein binding. The record is from RefSeq and is a predicted model, not a curated record.